AGUACAUUUGGUUGGUUAAAAUGAUGACAAGUGGAUUGUUUCGUGUUUGUAAAACAGUUACAAAUUAUAUAAAAAAUAUCAAUGUAACCAAUAAUGCUAUCUCUGGUAAUUUAUUGUUAUCACAAACUGUAUUAUUAAACAGUAUAAGAAAUACCAGUUUUUUAAAUAAAAGACGAGCUUCUGAAUUAUGGAAAUCUGUCACAAGUGUCAGUAAUGCUGGCAAAAGAAGAGGAAGAGGAAGGAAUGUUGCAAAAAUGAAAGAUCUAAACAAAAAUCAAAAAAUUGGCUUUGGAAAAAUACCUAUGAUAUUUCCAGGAUUAAAUACUACUAUUAUACAAGGUGAUGUUACGGUACAACAAAGACCUUUUACAGAAAACGAAAAAUUAAGUUAUUUUAAUGCACAAGAAACAAAAAAUACAUUACAACCAAAACGAAACAAAAUUCAUCCUUUACAACACGGAUGGACUGGAGGUCUGCCAGGUGGAAGAAAAAUUGGACCACCUGAUCCUGUUAAUGAUGAUGUGUUUGAAGGAUUUGAAUCUUGGAUUUUAUAUAGCAAGUAUUUUUCCGUUAUGACAAGUAACAUGGGUCGUACAAAACGUUGCCGUGUACUUGUUAUUACUGGAAAUAAGAAAGGCUUAGCUGGUUUUAUAAUGCUAAAUGGAAAUGAAUUUAAAUCAACCAUAAAUGCAGCUAAGAAUAAAGCAGCUCAAAGAUUAAUAUAUAUCGAAAGAUAUAAUGAUCAUACAGUACUCCAUGAUUUUUUUACACAAUUUGGACGUACAAAAAUAUUUGUAGAACAAAAGCCUAAAGGUUAUGGACUCAAAUGUCAUCGAGUUAUUAGAACAUGUUGUGAAGCACUUGGUAUUACAGAUUUGUAUGCUAAAGUUGAAGGAUCUAAAAAUGUUGCUUAUAUUGUAAAAGCUUUCUUUAUUGGUUUAUUGCAACAGAAAACAUACGACCAAAUGGUAAAGGAAAAAGGAUUGCAUUUAGUUGAAAUGAGAAAGGAAAAUAAUUAUUUUCCUACAAUUCUUGCUUCACCUGCAGUAGUUCGUGAUUCUACAGAAAUUCUACCAAAUGAAAUAUUAAAUUUCAAACAAUAUGUAAUGAAUGGAAGAAUUCCUUUAAAAAAAAAAUCUCUUAAACCAUUUUAUACGAAAUUGCCUUCAUGGUUAGUUUAUUUGCGUAAACAAGAACGCCGUAGAAAUCAAGAUGAAGUUAUAAUUAAAUUAAGGUCCGAAUAUGAUGAUAUUUGCAGUUUUUUAACUGAGAAAUAUCCAGAAGCAAGAUCUUUUAAGUGGAAGAAUCAUGACAAAAAACAGGAAGAAAGCACUUGAAUGUAAUAUUUUUAUGAUAAAAUAAGUAGAUAAUUUUAUUAAAGAUAUGAUUUUGUGUUUAAUAUUCGAUUAAUAAAUCUAAUUGAAAACCAAA
Molecule: messenger RNA, 1431 nt
Organism: Apis laboriosa (Himalayan honeybee)
Lineage: Eukaryota; Metazoa; Arthropoda; Insecta; Hymenoptera; Apidae
Gene: mRpS5
Product: 28S ribosomal protein S5, mitochondrial
Exons: 6
Coding region: 21-1337 (438 amino acids)
Biological process (GO): translation
Cellular component (GO): ribosome
Molecular function (GO): structural constituent of ribosome; RNA binding
Source: RefSeq, a predicted model, not a curated record